This is a messenger RNA of Pistacia vera, 3004 nucleotides long. Its product is annotated as nucleolar protein 14-like. The record is from RefSeq and is a predicted model, not a curated record. Gene Ontology annotation, cellular component: Noc4p-Nop14p complex; small-subunit processome; nucleolus. Lineage: Eukaryota; Viridiplantae; Streptophyta; Magnoliopsida; Sapindales; Anacardiaceae. Gene Ontology annotation, biological process: maturation of SSU-rRNA.
AACAAACUCUGCUCAACAGUCAAAACCCUAAACCCUUCUGCUUCCUCUAACGGCAGCCAUGGCGAAAACGGACACCAAAACCAGCAAUAAGAAGUCGAAAAAGAAGAAGAAUGCCGGCCCAAAAACAGUGGCCAUGAAGAACAAAGCAUCGAACGAAAAUCCAUUUGAAAAUUGGUCUCGACGCAAAUUCGACAUCCUUGGUAAGCGAAAGGGCGAAGAGGUUCGUAUCGGUCUUCGGUCUCUUGCCAUCCAGAAGGGACAAACGUUGCUCAAAGAGUACGAACAGAGUGGCAAGUCAUCCGUGUUUGUGGAUAAACGAAUUGGUGAGCGAAACGAUGAGUUGGGAGAGUUUGAUAAGGCCAUUAUGCGGUCUCAGCGCCAGCGUCAGUUGAAAUUGAGCAAGAAGAACAAGUACAACUUAUCUGAUGAAGAAGAGGAUGAGCUUGAAAUUUCUGGGUUUGGGCCAUUUUCAGAAAGAGAUGAUUUUGAGGAUGAAAUGAUAUCUGAUGAUGAUAACGAUGAUGAUGGUGAUGGUGAAAACAAGAGUAUUCGCCAUUUUGAGAAGGAUAUGAUAUUUUUGUUGCAGAAGCAUAAAAGCAAGAAGGAAAUCAUGGAGGAGGUUAUUUUAAAGAGCAAAUAUUUCAAGGCACAAAAAGCAAAACAUAAGGAAGAAAAUGAACAGUUGAUGGAAGAAUUGGAUAAAAAUUUCUCGUCUUUAGUGCAAUCUCAAGUGCUAUUGUCAAUGACUGAACCUAGUAAGAUGAAUGCUUUGAAGGCUCUGGUCAGUAAGGACAUUCCUAAUGAACAUGCGAAGUUGGAUGGUCAAAAAAUAGACACGUUAAAUCAGGAACAACCUGAUUCUUAUGACAAACUUGUGAAAGAGAUGGCAUUGGACAUGCGUGCACGACCUUCAGACAGGACAAAGACAGAUGAAGAAAUUGCCCAAGAGGAGAGAGAACGACUGGAGCGAUUGGAGGAAGAGCGUCGGAAGAGGAUGCUUGCAACUGAUGACACUAGUGAUGAAGACAAUGAAGCUGAUGAGAAACUGUCUGCCCAGAGGCCUAAAUCAAUGUCCGGGGAUGAUCUUGGUGAUUCUUUCUCGCUUGAAGAGCCUAAGGCUAAAAGGGGCUGGGUAGAUGAGGUUCUUGAAAGAAAGGAUACGACCGAGAUUGAAGAUGAUGAUUCCUCUGAGGAUUCAGAUGAUGCUGAGUCUGAUGGUGUUGAUGAAGGAUUCAAUGAAGAUAGUGAUGCAAGUGAAAAGACUCUAACUUUGAAGGACUGGGAACAAAGUGAUGAUGAUGAUCUUGAAAGAGAUUUGGAGGAGGAAGAAGAGGAAGAACUAGAGUUAGAUGAGGAAAAUGAUGACAGUGAUGAUGAUGAGGAAGAGAUAGAGCCAAGAGGCAAGAAAAAGUCGAGGGGCAACGCUCAUGGGGAAAUUAGGAAAAGUGAUAAGGAAUCUCUAGAUAUAAAGAAAAUGAAAGUGAAUCAUACUAAACUUUCAGGUCAACCAGAUAUUCCUUAUAUAAUUGAAGCUCCAAAGAGCUUGGAUGAAUUUUUUGCAUUACUGGAUAAUUGUUCUAAUGCUGACAAGAUUUUGGUUAUCAAUCGAAUUCAGGCAAGCAAUGCAAUUAAAUUGGCUGCAGAAAAUCGGAAGAAAAUGCAGGUAUUUUAUGGUGUGCUAUUGCAGUACUUUGCUGUAUUGCCAAACAAAAAAGCCCUCAAUUUCGAGUUGCUAAAUUUGCUGGUCAAGCCACUGAUGGAGAUGAGUGUAGAAAUCCCAUACUUUGCUGCAAUAUGUGCUCGUCAGCGAAUCUUACGGACUCGAACACAAUUUUGUGAUGCUAUCAAAAACCCAGAAAAUAGCUGCUGUCCUUCUUUGAAAACAUUAAUUCUUUUGAGGCUGUGGUCCAUGAUUUUCCCAUGUUCUGACUUCCGUCAUGUUGUAAUGACUCCAGCAAUAUUAUUGAUGUGUGAAUAUCUCAUGCGUUGUCCUAUUGUGUCAGGCCGGGAUAUCGCUGUGGGUUCGUUCUUAUGUUCCAUGAUUCUCAAUGUUAGUAGACAAUCUAAGAAGUUCUGCCCGGAGGUGAUAAUAUUUCUCCGAACUGUGCUGAUGGCAGCUACUGACAGAAAACUAACAUCACAUCAGGAGUCUGAGUUUUAUCAUCUUAUGGAUCUAAAAGCUCUCAGGCCCCUGCUGUGUAUAAGGGAUUGUGUAGAUGAUGUUAGUCCUAUGAAUUUCCUCAUAAUAAUGGACAUGCCGGAGGACUCUUCUUUUUUCAGCUCUGACAACUUUAGGGCUAGUGUGUUGUUGACUGUGAUUGAAACCCUUCGAGGAUUUGUCGACGUUUAUGAAGGAUUGAGUUCCUUUCCGGAAAUCUUCUUGCCAAUUGCUAUAUUGUUACAUGAAGUAGCACAAGUAGAUAACAUGCCGUCUACAUUGCAAGAAAAAAUUGAAGAUGUUUCUCUACUUAUUAAGAAAAAGGCUGAUGAACAUAGCAUGUUGCGGCGACCAUUGCAAAUGCGGAAGAAGAAGCCAGUGCCCAUCAAAUUACUAAAUCCGAAAUUUGAGGAGAACUUUGUUAAGGGCAGAGAUUAUGAUCCAGAUCGUGAACGGGUUGAGACAAGAAAGUUGAAAAAACUUGUUAAACGGGAAGCUAAAGGUGCGGCUCGUGAAUUGCGUAAAGACAAUUAUUUCUUAUCUCAGGUAAAGGAAAGAGAGAAGGCAAAGUUGGAGGAAGAAAGAAAUGAGAAGUAUGGAAAGGCAAGAGCCUUUCUCCAAGAACAAGAACAUGCUUUCAAAUCUGGGCAAUUGGGUAGAGGCAGGAAGAGAAGGAAAUGAAGGUCUCAUCUGUAGUUUGUAUUGCUUGCGUGCUCCUCUCUUAGCAUUUUUCCUGAAUUGUCAGUUGAUUUUGGGAUAUAUUGUAUUAUUGAUUCACUUGCCUGGGUAUAUUUUGAGGCUGCCAUCGUACUCAAAGUAGAGUACUUGAGGCUAGCUGUAUAGAAA